CCGUACCGGGCGCCGCACGUGGGGCAGGGCGGGACUUCCUGAGCCCGGAGGACGCCGGGAAGGGGAGGGGGUCGCACCGGGAGGAAGGUCUCGGCUGGGCAGUGUGACCGUUCGGACUUUCGGGACCCAGGGCUCAGGGUUUGCGAAGCCACUGUACACGUGCGGGACCUGGCAGGAGGAUGGAAGCAAGGUCCAGCUCCGGCCUGGCAGUCGCUGCUAGUGUCCCUAAAACGGUUCCUGGGGUCCUGUGCUGGCUCUGAGGACCACCCCUCAGCUAAUUCUGCCCCCAGGACUCGGACUAUCACCAUUUGGAACUCUGUAAAAUGGAGCUUGUUCCUUUACCGGGCGAGGGAGCGCUUGAUGUGAUCUAGAACCGAGAACUCUACUUUCUCAUUGCAGCUGUAAUGAAAGAGUGCCAUCUUGUCACAAAGUCACUGAAAAGCCAGAUCUUAGAUGCAGAAGUAGAUGUGCUGUGUGCAGUUCUCUACAGCAAUCACAAUAGAAUGGGGCGCCACAAGCCCCAUUUGGCCCUGAAACAGGUAGAACAAUGUUUAAAACGUUUGAAAAACAUGAAUUUGGAAGGCUCAAUUGAAGACCUAUCAGAGUUGUUUUCUUCCAAUGAAACUCAUCCUGAAACCACCAAAACCUGUGUCAUCCCCAGCCAGCCAGUGGUGGAGUUGGUGCUGAUGAAGGUUUUGGGAGCCUGCAAGUUGUUACUCCGCUUGCUGGACUGUUGCUGCAAGACAUUUCUCUUGACUGUGAAACACUUAGGAUUGCAAGAGUUCAUCAUUUUAAACCUUGUGAUGGUUGGACUGGUGAGCAGACUAUGGGUUCUCUAUAAAGAAGUUUUAAGAAGGUUGAUUUCUUUGUAUGAGCCAUUGUUUGGAUUGCUUCAAGAGGUGUCUAGGAUUCAACCCAUGCCUUACUUCAAAGAUUUCCCCUUUCCUUCUGAUAUUAUUGGCUUUCUAGGACCACCUUAUCUUGAAGUCUUUAAGGAAAAACUGCCUACAGCUUUUGCUAAAAGUAAAGGAGUAACUAAGUUGCUAAAUAAACUGUUUCUAACCAAAGAACAGUCACCAAGGACUAGUGAAGAUACUUUGGGUAGAAUUUCCAAAACAGCUGAGCAAAUGAAGGUUAAUUUACAGAAUAAUGUGGACCUUGGACAGCCAGUGGGGAAAACCAAGAAGGUCAGCGAAGAAAAGCUAUCAGGAUUUGAUGUGAGGGCUUUCUGCAAAAGGCUGAGAAACAAAGCUACUCAGGAGACUAGCUCUGAGUUUAAAUGUUCUUACUCCAAAUUGAAGACAACCAAACUUUCUUCUCAGAAGCUAAUAGAAAUCCCUCAAGCUAAAAGUUUUGUGCAGAAAUUCCGAGAGGCAAAGACUUUCAUUCAGCUCUCUGAAGAAAUCCAAAUGGCAAUUGUAUGGUGCAGGAGCAGAAAACUCAAGGCUCAGGCCACCUAUCUGAGCAGCAAACUUCUUAAAAGUAACAGGCUUAAACAUGUGGAAGCACAAGGUUACAGUUUGCCAAAGAAACUACAGUGCAUGAAAGCAUCUAUUUGCAACUGCCUUCUUCGAGGCGGCUCCGAUAUCAGGACUUCAAAGCAUCAUCUGAGACAAAGAUCAAAGGGCAAAAUUUUACUGAGACAAAGGAAACCACAGAGAAAGUUGCAGUCAAUGCUUUUAAAGGAAAUUCAGCAGUUCCCUCAUGGGUCUCUGAAGAGCACUAUGGACACCAGUGCUAAGUGGAGACUCUCAGGUGGGGCAGGUCAGAGGAUGGAUCUCUGUCCCAACAGUAAGCAGCUCUUGAGUAGAAGACUUUCAAACCCUGUCCUAGAAACAAAGGACAAACGGAUCCAUGGAAAUCUUAUAGGAGGCAGUGGAAAUGAAACUCAUUUGUGGACAAAGAGGCACAGAAACACACACACUAUGCCAGGAACUGUUAAAGAGGCAGAUGACAUCGAUGAUAUUUUUGCUUUAAUGGGAGUUUAGAUGUUCAUAUGUGAGACUUUUAAGCAAUUAAUAAGCUGGUUCAGUGUUCUGCUGUUUUAAGUGGAAGUGCCAAGAACAGGAAGUGCUGCUUGGCCCCAGGGAGGAGCUGCUUCUAUGCAGCAUUCUACAGGAGUGCAUUUCACAUCAAUAAAUAUUUAUAGCAGUUCUGUGUUAAUCAACUAGUAUGUGUUUGACUUUGACCGUGUGCCAGGUGUUAGAUACAGUGAAGUCUGUUACAGCCUGCCUCUGAGAAAUGUGCAGUUUCUUGACUGAGGCUGAUAGGUUCCUGAGAAUUGAAUCAUUGUUCUAGGGAACUGGGAUUUGAAUAAGUUUGCAAGAUCUUGUGUGAUAAAGGCAAAUAGGGAACAAAAUUGGUGAGUAGAAAGGAAGUUAUGGUCAUCUCUCAAAAAAAAUUUCUUAAAAACGCACACGUCUGUGUGUGUGUGGUGCACAAUGCCAUGACGUGUGGAAGUCAAGAGGACAACUUGUGGGAGUUGGUUCUCCUUCCACCAUGAGGGUCCUGGGGAUUGAACCCAGAUUGUGAGGCUUAGCAGCAGGUGCCUUUACCUGCUGGGUCACCUCCCCUGACCAUGCCCACCCCUUGAGUAGCAAUGCAUGUAGCUUCCAGUGUGUGCUGUUGUUUCUAUUAGAGUAGAUCACCAAGAGUUAAAGGUUUUUCCAUCACUCGUGAUCACAACUCUUAUUUAUUAGGAGGGUGUAUUUAGAAUUUUCCAAAAGGUUUUCAUUUUUCUUGUUUAUAUGAAAUAUAGCAGGGUAACAAAAAGGUAGGUGAGAAGAUAAAAUGAAAAAAAAUCAGUUUAGGAUACACAAAGUACACCCAAGAAUAAGGCUAAUCAUCAAUUUAUAGCUUGUAUCAAUGCCAUUGCUAUAGGAAAUGACUUGAGCUUCAUGUACAAAUUAUGAAAGGAGCUCUCUUGCCCAUGAGAAAAGCUAGCCUGUCAUGGAAAAUCCACUCCAUCCUCAACCUCCUCCAGUCCAAAGAGAAGCAGGAGGGGUGAGCUCAGAAGACAGUCUUCCCUGUUGCCCUGAGUGAUCAGCUCUCUACAGAUAGCACACAGAGCCCAGCGCUUUUGGGAUCUAAACCAUCAGUGGCCCUCAGAACUGGCAAGGGCUUCAAUCAAGCCCAAAGCCUGCAAACAUGAAAUCCAGGGCAAAGUUGCAACUCAGCUUG
This is a messenger RNA of Nannospalax galili (Upper Galilee mountains blind mole rat), 3180 nucleotides long. RefSeq names its product nucleolus and neural progenitor protein (gene Rmp64). Lineage: Eukaryota; Metazoa; Chordata; Mammalia; Rodentia; Spalacidae. Gene Ontology annotation, cellular component: nucleus. The coding region runs from base 405 to 1988 and encodes 527 amino acids. The transcript has 9 exons. The record is from RefSeq and is a predicted model, not a curated record. Gene Ontology annotation, biological process: positive regulation of Notch signaling pathway.